Haliotis rufescens (red abalone) is the source of this 1926-nucleotide messenger RNA. RefSeq lists its product as uncharacterized. The coding region runs from base 820 to 1428 and encodes 202 amino acids. The transcript is spliced from 6 exons. NCBI's taxonomy places the organism in Eukaryota, Metazoa, Mollusca, Gastropoda, Lepetellida, Haliotidae. The record is from RefSeq and is a predicted model, not a curated record.
AUGUUAUUUCCUUUUCACAGUUUUUCUUCACUUACAUAGGGCAGUCAAAUUAGUUGCCGGGACCCUAGUGUAUGUAUGCACGAUGCUAAAAGUUCCGGUGUAGAGGAAAAGAUCCUCCGAAAAAGAAGCUGAAUUAAGAGGCUUGCAACCAACUCCAUACGAAAGUUGGAACAUCCAACUCAAAGCAUAUAGACCCAAAGAACAAGACAAAAGCAGCACUGAAAGUCACCAAGAUACAUUUGCCAAGUAUAUUUGUGGAAAACUUCGAUUCCGAGAAUAUCUCAGUUGUAUGACAAAUAAUGAAGAAGGAGGCUCCUAUUUACUAAUUGCUGAAACAAAUAGAUAGUACAAGACAUCAAAGGACGGUUCACGCAUUUACAGUAGUUUGGUUCCAGAAAUAGAAGGAUUUGAGUUAAAAUGUGGAAAACAUGAACUUGAGAACAGUCUAAAAUUUGUAAUUAUAUCUCAUAUAACAAAACUAAGUUUUGAUAAAUCUUUUGGAGAUAUAUCUCCAGACCUUGUAAAACUACAGUUUUAUCCAUUGAAGACAGAAAGCAGCAAGGUGCGUCCUUGAGAUUGUAGCUGACUACACGGAAGAGAUAGUGACCUAUAACAAACAAGGCUCUUUAUCUUACAGAUAGGGGGGCCGUUGAAACAAUAGCUCGUGAAGAUUGGUUGUGCUCAAUAACAGAAAGCUUUAAUGAUCUGAAUUGAUCCCUGUUUCUAUCCAGGACCCUAACACAGGUGCAGUGUCCCUUUCCCCAUCUUGGGAAUACAUUAAGGACAACAGCUUCAGUUUUGGCCAUUUUGUCUAUCAAAAUGACGUCCAGUUCAGAGACGAAUCGUUCGAGUUAUUCAGAUGAUGCGUUGGACAACCUUUAUAAGGGUCCUGGUAUGCGUUGUUCAUACACAAUAUGCUCAUCUACAUGUGAAGACAGCAGCGAGUCACCAGGUGAAACGUUCGAAUACACAAUAAACGAGGCUGAGAGUGAAGUAACCGACAUAUGUGGUGAAGACACGUCACCCAUAGAGACGAACAGAUCUGAUCCUAAAACAGAUGAGGACAUUGGUGAACAAGCGAUGCUACCCCCAGAUGGUAAUCAGAAAUAUUUGUUGGAGCAAAUCAGGAUCCAGAUGCAAACACAAUUCGAUGGAGUCAAGGACACACUGCUGAAGGAGAUAAGGGGUAUCAGAGACACGCAGAGGGAGAUUCAACGAGAUUUGGUGAGAUUGAAAGCUUCAGGUAACGAUGGUGAUGGUAGUGUAACGGCUUUGCACUAUGAACCGCACCAGAGACGUGCCCAAUAUGCGGUUCGUCCUUUGAGUACAGCUGGUACACAAACCAACUUAUCAGUGGAAACUCAAACGCCAAACUCGGAAUCGUGGGUUGUUAAACCAGAUGCAGACAUUUUGAUCACAUGCCUUUAACUGACGUCGAGAGGACCGUUAGGGGUUUUAAUACUGCAUUCUACAAUGCCUGAAGCAACUAUCUGACUCUGAUUGGUCAUUCAGAGGUUUCAAAUCGAAAUAAUGUUUCUGAUUAACAUUGAUGACUUAAGUGAGUGAGUGAGAAUGGUUUUACGCCGCUUUUUGCAAUAUUCCAGUAAUAUCAUGGCGGUGGACACCAGAAAUUGGCUUCACUCGUUGUACUCAUGUCGGGAAUCGAACCCGGGUCUUAGGCGUGACGCUUUAACCGCUAGGCUACCCGACCGCCCCUGAUGAUUUAAGGACCACUUCACUGUGUAUGACCAUGUAGUGACAUUUCUUUUGUCAAUCACAUCUCUGAUAUGAACUUGAAGAGGUCAGCUACCUGGUGACACAGACCUGCAAGUUCAUCAUAGACGGGGGGCACGGGUGGCCCAGUCGUCUAAGGCGCCGCGAUUCGCUGUGCAGAGUUGCGUCCCUUGGGCACGCCAAAAACCUAUG